CGCAAGGACGUUUCUAAUUAUUAAAAUUGACAAAUUCAUUAUUUCUAAAUGCAUCAUUGCCUGAAAAUAAUGAACAUAAGCGUUAUUUCCUAUUCAAUAUCGUAUACUGUCUAUAAUUUGAUCGGAAAUAUAGUUUUGACUAGUCAUUAACAUUAAUUCCCUAAUUUACGUCUUUGCCUGUAACAUACCGGGACAUAUGAAUGGUUGAGAAAGCAUUAUUAUGACAAGCACUACCUUUGCGAAGAGGGAAAUUGUGUCAAUGAACAAUAUACAUCAGUUUUUCGUACGUCAAUAGAUUUACAAGCUCAUAAAGCGCAAACACACAGCAGAGAUUUGGGAAAACAAGGAUAUAAAGAAGCGCGUACCUUAAAACUUGAGUUUACCUUACGACCGCGACACAAUCCGACCGUUGAAGCGGGCAGACCAAACCAAUACCAACCACCCCGACCCCGCCAACCACCAUCUGAUUAUUCUUACAACAAUAGCUACAACAACAUCAACAACUAUUCCGGCGGGCCCGAGUCAUCCGCGUCGACCUCAUCGGAUCGCGCGAUCAACGUGCGUAACACCGCAGAUUUCCCGUCGUUGAAUGGUCAGCACACGACGGUGUUGCCAUGUGCCCGCACCAGGAAGCAAAACCAAUCGGUCAACACGCGAGAUUUACAUUCGUUUCCGGCCUUGGGACAGGACCCGCAGCCGUCGGUGGCGCCCAAGCCUCAGAAACCACCGGUGAACAGCAUCCGAAUGGCCGCGGUGCUAAAGAAACCAGCGGAACCCCCUAAACCAGAUCGAAACAAAGACGCCAAGGUACCUUCAGGUCCACGGUUGCCCAACCAAGCCAGGGACUUUCCGUCGCUAGACGGCAACCAAAACCACCAGCAGCAGCAGCAGCAGCAGCAACAAAACCAGCAACACCCCAGGUUGGCUGCCAACAAGGAGAUGGUGGUGGCCAGCGGUUCGAGCGGUGGCAGUUGGGUGUCUAAAGCCAAGACGGGAAACGAGGGUGAGAAAAAAAAGGUUAAAAAAGAACCAGCGGCCAUCAAGAAGAAAAUAGCAGAGGCGCCCAAGGUCCCUGGCCCGUCGGACUUUCCAAAUUUGAACAAAAAAUAUGAACCGUCCAAGAGCAACCUGGCAAAGUUGGGCGGCAACAAGAAGAAAUCGGAAAACUCAAAGAAAACCGCGCCAGCAGAAACCAACGUCAACGGCAAUGGCGGCAGUGGUACUGUUCAAAACGGGAAAAAGAACCUUCCAACCGUGGACAGCAACAGCAGCAAUAAGGAAAACUGCAACAAGCCCAACACGAAAACCGUCGACGCGGUGCAGGUGUGCAACGGGGAAAUCAAGACGGCUACUUCGACGAAUAAUAAGGCGGUCGCCGGCAAGACUGAAGUGAUAAAGCCCGCCGCCUCAGCCCCGGUAGAGGUGCCGAAGAGAGAGCAGUCCAAGAAGAAAGAGUCUGCUGCGGUCGGUCGAACGGCGGCUCAACCCGACGAAGAAUCCGUGACGGACGCCAACAACCCAAAGGACAAGAAGAAGAGGAAAAAGAAUGAAAAUCGAGGAGAACAACAACAACAACAACAACAACCUACCUCAACCAGGCACCAACAGCAGGAAAAUCAUCACCAGCAACAGCUGCAGAACAAUUAUAUCAAAACGGCGACGCCAAAAAUACCGCCGGGCUUCGAGAACGCGUACCAGCAGCCGCCACAACAGGUCAGAGCCCCUCCCGGGCUGUCUGGUAACCGUGGACCGUCGCCCGCAGCGCAGAACCAUCACCGGGUCAAAGCGCCGCCCGGUCUGUCGUUGGCGGACAGCGGAGGCGACGGCGGUAAACCGUUCGAGUACUUGCAUCCGGUCGACUCGUCCGUCCGGAACAAAGUGCUCAUCAAUAACCUGAUGGCCGCGCUCAUACCUGCCCACGACGAACGUUUUGACACUUUCGAGAAGUUUAAAGAGAUGUCAACGCUGUUCCGCAAACAUGUCAUCACCGCGUUCGAUUUCUAUUCGUAUUGUGUUGAAGCACUGGCCCCGCACAGCUUUGAUUCCGUAUUCCAGGAACUCGUGUUGUUGUUGCCCGACAUCCAAAAGCAGCGGGAAUUGCUGUUCAUCUACAACCGGAACAGCAGACACGAAAUGAACGUAGAAGUGUGCAAACACUGUCGCCAAGUGUUGAGGCCUAGUGACUUGGAAUCGCACCAGUCCGUUCACAGUUCGACUGUGCGCAGUUGAAAUGCAACGGAUACGCCUGUGUUUGUAUAGCACAUAUUGCGUCCAUGCCGCCGAACAUGCCUCCCAAGUGUAAUUAUUAAAUCAUUAUAAUUUUAUGUAAACGUUUUUAAAAUGCGCCCACGCGCGGUUGUGAAAAAUAUCAAAAAUAUUACUACCUAUACAUAAUUAUCUUUUUUUCUUCUUUUUUUUUUGUAAUUAUUUAUUAUUAUUAUUUAAUUACAUACAUGUAAAGGAUAUUCAUUUCUUUAGAGAGCUAAGUUUAAUUUUAAACACAUUUGAAAGCAAUUAUUAACAAUAAUAUGUUCUCCAAAGCUCAAUGUGCUUGUUAAGUUUAUAAUUCGAAUAUAUUAUUUACCUAUUAUUAUUAUACUUUUUUGCUGGCUCUGUUCAAAUUUAUUUACAAUGAGAAAAUAAUAUUUAAAAAAAUUAACAUCGUCCGCCAUUUAAAAAUUGACGAUUAAAGUGAACUAUAUUAUAUCAUGCAAUGUAUACCUAUAUCAAAUAUUUUAUGUAUGAUACAACUACUACACAAUUAUUGUAUAAUAAUUGCUGUAAUAAUAAUAAUAAUAAUACUAAUAACAAUAUUGUGUACUGACAGGUCGUGGUGUUUUGCUCGAUAGCUCCGGUCGUAUGUGUAUAUUAUAUAUCUAUAGAAGUCAAUCGUUUUUAAUACGUACUACAUAUUAUUAUAUAAGUAUAUAUUAUUAUAUUAUUCUAUACAACCGAUUACUUAUCUGUGGGUACAGAUAUUGUCAUAUUAUUUUUAAUAAUAGAGUAAGAAACACAUUGCAUAUUAAUAUAUUAUGUAUAUUUUCGGUCGAUCAGACAAUAACAUUAUACUAGACUGUAAUAAAUAUAAAUAAAUGUGUAUUUGUAAAAGAAA
Messenger RNA from Acyrthosiphon pisum (pea aphid), 3112 nucleotides. Its product is annotated as bromodomain-containing protein 4. Bases 745 to 2229 code for a protein of 494 amino acids. Gene Ontology annotation, molecular function: ribosome binding; ubiquitin protein ligase activity. The record is from RefSeq and is a predicted model, not a curated record. NCBI's taxonomy places the organism in Eukaryota, Metazoa, Arthropoda, Insecta, Hemiptera, Aphididae. The transcript is spliced from 5 exons. Gene Ontology annotation, biological process: rescue of stalled cytosolic ribosome; protein ubiquitination.